Molecule: messenger RNA, 4190 nt
Organism: Anolis carolinensis (green anole)
Lineage: Eukaryota; Metazoa; Chordata; Lepidosauria; Squamata; Anolidae
Gene: ccdc191
Product: coiled-coil domain containing 191
Exons: 17
Coding region: 135-2861 (908 amino acids)
Source: RefSeq, a predicted model, not a curated record
AGUUUGGCAAUCUAUCUGCAACCAGUGUGCGACGCAUAGGAAAGACUUCGUUUCCCAGCAGCCUCGGCGCGUCCCAAGCUUCGGCCAGAGGAGCGGGCUGCAGCGAGGAGGAGGAGAGCGGUCUAUCGAUUUCGAUGGCGGUCUUGGGACUCCGGCCUGAAUUGUAUCGAUGGCGGCGCUUCAGUCAGCCUUUGUCCAGGCAAAAGAAAAAGUUUGAUGCUGAUAAUGUGGACCACUGGAUUAAGAGAGUGGAACAAGCUUCUGAGUAUGCUGUUUCUGAGGCGUUUUCCUUGAAAAAAACAUCUUGCACCAGGGGGCUUUGUGGUCCCGUGCUGAAUUUGGAAACAACAGAUCAACUAAUGGAUCAUGAUGAGGCAUAUGCAGAAGCUCAAGAACUACUUAGUGACUGGAUGGAUUCCAAGUUGAAACUGGAAUUGAUGAGUGAUCAAGAAGAUGCCAAUGGGAAUCCUAUCAUCCCAAUUCCUUCCCAAGAGCCCAUCGUUGCCUUUCAGAAAUACCAAAAAUUCGAUGAGUUAUAUGAGUAUUUGGAAGAAGAGCUGGAAGAUACCACAGUGCAGGAUUAUUUGCAGCAUCUAUUGCAAAGUGAAGUUGUGAAUAGCGGUAUAUUGAAAGACCUUAGAACUGAAGAUCUUAAAGAGAAAAAGAAGACCAGGGACCCACGAAUUACCAUGGAUUUAAGACAUAAACAGGUAAAAGAAAAUCGGCUGAGACGGCAGAAAGAGCUUGAACUUUUAAAACAGGAGAGAGCCUUGAAAAAAUCUGCAAUGUCUGAGGCUCAGAAGCAGCUCCAGGAAGAGAAAAAGAAAAAAGCUUUGAAAGCCAAAAAAGAAGAGGAAGAAAUUCAAAAGCAGAUGGUGAAGCUUCGAAAAGAGAUGGUAGAUAGAAGGCACCUCAUGGAAGAAGCAUGGAAAAUGGAAAGAAAGAGACACAGUUUAAAGAGGACUCAAAGGCUGGUAGAAUUUGGCCUUUUUCCUAGUGUGUCAGGCCAUAUAGAUUGCGAGAAAGAAGAACUAAAAAAGGAGAAACAAAUCAAAAUACAAGAGCUACUGAACAGAGUUGAUGUUGCAAAUCAGAAGUGCCUACAGAAGUAUUUCUCUGCCUGGUACAAGCUCAUUCUGGAUCUCAGGCUUAAGAUGGGAAAAGCAAGAGCUUUUGCAGACUGGAAGUGCCAACUGAAGACUCUGCGAGCUUGGAGAGAUCAUGUGUGGUCUCAGAAUCUGGAGCAGGAGACUCAAAAAAUGGAGCACGAGCUUCGGGAUCAGAAUAGGAAAAAUCUGUUGGCUACAGAAUUUAAUCGGAAAUGUAUUUUGCGUCAUUGUUUUACUGAGUGGCAAUGCUGGAGUCGAGCAGAGGUAGAAAAGAGAGAACUACAGUUGAAAAAGGAGGAAACCAGGAAGAAAAUGGCAAAGCUGCUAGGGGAACUGGAGCUGGGGAAGCUUCUUCCUGUGUGCAGCUCAUGGGAUGCCAAGAGACACCAUGAGGCAGAAGGAGCUAUGGACCAAUGUGUCAAUUUUACAGAAGUGGCUGAAAUACCCCUGAUACAAGUUGAUCCUCCAGCUGAAAAUGCUGAAAACACAGAUUCCUACUCUUUAGUUAAAAGUCAGAAAUUUGAUCCUCAUUCACUUCAGAAGCCUAAAUGGGCAUGGCAAGUUACCUUGAAACAUGCUGCUUUAAAUACUCAGGAUCACGCCAUGUUUGUUAACCCCACAAGAAACUAUUUGCAACAUCUAGGAAAGCCAAAACAAAAAUCUACUCCUAUUUUCUUGGGGCCCAUGGAGCAUCGCUAUGCUUUUCAGCAACAGCUGAUUGAAGAACAGAAACGGCAGCUUCAAGAACAGCAAGAACUGAUCCUUAAACUUCAGGAAAAUGAGAGACUAAAAGCAGCCAGGGAAGAGGCUACACGAGCCACAACUGCUACUUUAGCACUCGACAAUCAUGUACAGAAAAUCAGGGAAGGAAAGAGAGCAAAUUUCAGUAAUAGAGAGCCUUUAAGGUCAAAAAAAUCCCACCCAGCAGUCCAAAGCAGAAAGAACUUGAAAAUGGUAUCUACAACCCAUCCUUUACUCAGAGCUAUGGAAGAGAGAGCAAUUGAGCGAGCAGAACGGAGGAAAGAAUUGGAAGAAGCAAAGAGGAAACGAGAAGAAGAUAAGCUUGCCCAAAUGCAGGCUGAAGAAGAAGAGCGCCAGAGGGUGGAAGCCGCAGAAAGGGAAGCUCAAUUAGAGAAAAGACGGGAGGAAAGGAAACUGCAAAAGAUUAAAGAAUUGGAAAAUCAGAGGAGGUUAGAGAGAGACCAGCAGUUAUUGUCAAAAGCAAAGGAACAUUAUGAUAAAGUUCUACUCAAGAAGAGGGGGUUCGAGCCCUGGAAAAAGCUAAUAGAGCAAGCCCAUAAAAAUGUGCUGGUGGCACAAAAGCACCGUGUCUGUAGAUUGCAAAGAAAAUGUUUGCUUGCCUGGCUUCAUCAUAUGCAAGAGGUUCUGGCUGAGAAAAUAAUUAAGGCUGAGCAGCUUUAUUCCUCCCUGUUACUCAGAAGGUACUUCAGGAUCUGGAUGCAGUACAAGGAUUACUUAUCUACCCUGGAAGAGCAUGCAAGAAAACACCAUGAAAGUUCCCUUAAAAAGAAGGUCUUUGGGGCUUGGUUUAAUGUGUUCAGUGAGGAGAAGACUGCACUCUGGGAAAAACAGAAUAUUGCAGAUCAAUAUAGUGCCAGGAGGAUAAUGCUAACUGUGUUCAGAACCUGGAGUAAAUUUCCAGCAUUGAUGAAAGAGGAAAGGGAGAAAGAAAAAAGACGGGAACAAUUGAGGAGGAGAGUAUCUGAAAUUCUGCCAGAUUUCCGAACAUGACAAAUGGAUUCCAGACAAGAAAGCAAGUGGACUUGGGGGUUAGGGGGUGCAAUUUGCAUGUCCCUUUCUCGGGCUCAAUUUAUAAAAUCAGUCCAAGCAAAUGGCAGAGCUGUGUGCUUAUAUGUUCCUGCCAUAGUGUGACAGCAUGUUUGUUUUCCAGAGAAAAUAGCCUAUUGAACCCCUGCUUAAGUACAGAUUAGUGCUUCCUUUUUCAUCUACAUCUUGUUUAUAUUUGUUGGCCUUCUUUCUUGUGAUAAGAGCUUAUAGUGUAAACUUACUGUUGGCCCCAUUUUCUUCCUUCCUCCCCCCUCCUUUUGAUGGAAACUGGGUAUGAGUAUAACCACCAACUGCAUGUUGCUGCCCAUUUAUUAAGAAGGCUAUCAUCACUGUCCAGUAAGUUGGAACAUUCAUACAAGGGCGCGCACAGUGAAAAGCAAGCGGUCCCAUCCCUCCCAGAGGCAGAAAAGAUUUCCAGCAACAGAAAAAAUGAACCCUGAACAAAACCCAUAAAAAGCAAUCCACAAUGGACAAUAUCUAAAUAUACAGUAGUGUCUCGCUUAUCUGUCAUAAACUGGCGGGCAGAAUGACAGAUAAGCGAAACUGACGGAUAACAGGGUGGGUGCACGUUUGCCCAUCCUCCCUCGCUCACUUACCAGGCUGGGUCCCAGCAGCGGCGACGGCAGCACCAGGACCUGGCGGGGUGAGUAAUUGAGAGAGAGAGAGAGAGAGAGAGAGAGGGAGGGAGGGAUCCAGCCAUCCAGUGGAUGGCUGACUCCCAGUUAGGUUCAUUUUGAACACUUUUAGUGUGAGUUAAAUAUAUCCUGUAAACCAGUCACACUAAAAUCCCAUAUACAUCAGUGAAGCACCUGUUUUCUUCAGCUUCAUGGAAUUGUCACCAGAAGUUAUGUUGUAGAUCAUUUACUCUAGGUUUCUACUGAAAUUGUUUUCUGCAGGGUUUGGUUGCACUCCAGUAAAUAAAAUUAUUCUAAAACUAGUGCCUUAUGUUCACCUAACACAAUUCUUCAGGUUCUUAAUUCUGCCAGUAAGGAAAUGGAAAAGCUGUUUAUGUGAGAUUUGAAGCUGCUUUUUGAGGUUACAUGUUCAUACAACAUAUUAAGGUUAUUAUCAAUCAAAACUUGAAUCAUUUUAUAUGACACAGUUCCCACUGUUUUCUGGCAUGUCACUUAGAAUCACUGUAAGAAUAGAAGAAAAAUAAUCUUGGCUGAUUUUAUAUUCUAUAGACCCUGCCUGUGUUGCUUCAUAUUCAUUGUACAAUACUGAAAAAAUAUAUACAAAAAUAACAUUAAAAUAAAUAUAAUCUCUCGGUCA